UGGCAAGGGAGGGGGGCGCCCAUUGUUGCGCCGGGUACUUAAGGGGUCCUGAGGCCAGUCGUGUGCCACACUCGGUGCUCACACGAGCUGAUCUGAUCGCCGGCGACAUCACUCGGGAGACCAGCCCGGCGCGUGGCUCCUGCAGGCGAGGCGAGAAGGCAAAGCCAAGUUUCCUUUGCGCCCUUGCGCCCUUCCAGGCCCUCGCGCCCGCAACGGGCACAAAUCCUGCACAGCGCAAAGAUGCCAGCCCCGCUGGAGACCUGCCUCUCCGACCUCGAUUGCGCCAGCAACAACAGCAGCAGCGACCUGUCCGGCUUCCUCACCGACGAGGAGGACUGUGUCAGGCUCCAAUUGCCUGUCUCCACCUCGGGGCCGUCCGCGCCGGCCCGCAGGGGCGCACCUGGGAUCUCUGGGGCGUCAGACGUUCCUGGGGCGCAGGACGAGGAGCAGGAGCGGCGGCGGCGCAGGGGCCGUGGGCGAGUGCGCUCCGAGGCGCUGCUACAUUCACUACGCAGGAGCCGGCGCGUCAAGGCCAAUGAUCGCGAGCGCAACCGCAUGCACAAUUUGAACGCGGCGCUGGACGCGCUGCGUAGUGUGCUGCCCUCCUUCCCUGAUGACACCAAGCUCACAAAGAUCGAGACGCUGCGCUUCGCCUACAACUACAUCUGGGCUCUGGCCGAGACACUGCGCCUGGCCGAUCAAGGACUGCCCGGGGGCGCUGCCCGGGAGCGCCUCCUACCUCCUCAAUGUGCCCCCUGCCUGCCCGGACCCCCGAGCCCAGCCAGCGAUGCCGAGUCCUGGGGCUCCGGUACCGCGGCCUCCCCGUGCGCCGCCGCCACCUCACCACUCUCUGACCCCAGUAGCCCCGCGGCUUCCGAAGAUUUCGCAUAUGGCCCCGGCGAUCCCCUUUUCUCCUUCCCUGGCCUGCCCAAAGACUUGCUCCACACGACGCCGUGUUUCAUUCCUUACCACUAGGCUCUUUUUAGACCCCGUUACCGUCUUCUCCCCAAGCUAAUGGGCAAUACACGAGGACUCAGCUGUGGCUUCGGGAGCCCCCCACUCCAGGCAGAGGGAGGAAGCGGGAGCUUUAAAAGGGUAGGGAAUACCUGAGCCGCUUGUUAGGUCGCUGCACCCUUGCCAUGGCUGCCCCUUAGUCUGUUUCUCCAGCUCUCAGCCCUGGGCCCCUCCUGCCCGCCCCCAGACGGCCUUUCCUUUUGCACUUUCUGAACUCCACAAAACCUCCUUUGUGGCUGGCUCAGAACUGACCCCAGCCACCACUUCAGUGUGAUUUGGAAAAGAGACAGAUGAGCCCCUGAAGACGAGGUGAAAAGUCAAUUUUACAAUUUGUAGAACUCUAAUGAAGAAAAACGAGCAUGAAAAUUCGGUUUGAGCCGGCUGACAAUACAAUGAAAAGGCUUAAAAAGGAGACACAAGGAGUGGGCUUCAUGCAUUAUGGAUCCCGACCCCCACCACUGCCGGCUCGCUCUAGGAAGAACCCCAGCGCUUGCGUAGCUAUUCAGGCACGGGGCUGGAGGGUACUUUAAUUUAUUCAAGAUGCUUCAUUCAUAUGAAAAUGUAUUUUUGUACAUAAAGAGUUUAUUCUAUUAUUAUGAGCUAUUGAAGUUUACAUUUUUGUACUGCAGAUGCUUCGUGUAAAUAAAAACUGAGUGAAAAAUAA
This is a messenger RNA of Ictidomys tridecemlineatus (thirteen-lined ground squirrel), 1678 nucleotides long. Lineage: Eukaryota; Metazoa; Chordata; Mammalia; Rodentia; Sciuridae. The record is from RefSeq and is a predicted model, not a curated record.